AUGAGUGGGAGACCCCUGAGAAGAGAGAAGAGAGGAUGGGUGUGGAACCAGUUCUUUGUGCUUGAAGAGUACGCCGAGGAUACACCACUCUACGUCGGAAAGCUUCACUCAGAUUUGGAUAAUGGAGAUGGAGCUGUUAAAUAUAUUCUAUCAGGAGAAGGUGCAGGAACCACGUUCACACUGGAUGAAAGCACCGGUGAUAUCCACGCUGUACAGAGGCUGGACCGUGAGAUGAAAGAUCACUACAUCCUGCGUGCUCAGGUAACUCACCGCCACACAGGCCAGGCGCUCGAACCCGAGUCACGCUUCAUCGUCAAGAUCCAGGAUAUUAAUGACAACGAGCCCAAAUUCCCAGAUGGACCCUACAAGGCCACCGUACCUGAGAUGUCUCCUGUUGGAACAUCUGUGAUUCGGGUGACGGCGACGGACGCUGAUGACCCGUCGUACGGUAACAGCGCUCGAGUGGUGUACAGUGUUGUGAAGGGACAGCCGUAUUUCUCUGUGGAUCGACACACAGGUGAGGUGCGAGUGUCAUUGCCGGACAUGGAUCGAGAGGUCAAGGGUCAAUACGAGGUGGUAAUUGAGGCUAAAGACAUGGCAGGUCAGCUGGGAGGUUUGACAACAUCGACAACCGUCAACGUCACUCUGAGCGACGUCAAUGACAACCCUCCCCGCUUCGCUCACAAGGUGUAUCAAAUGAGCAUCCCAGAAUCCGCUCCGGUCGGCUCCGUCGUGGGUCACGUCGAAGCUCGGGAUCAGGAUCUGGGUAUCAAUGCGGAGACGCGCUACAGAGUGAUCGACGGAAAAGGACGAGACGCGUUCGACGUCGGCGCCGACUCCACCAACACCUAUGGCGUUAUCACUGUCAAACAGCGUCUGGACUACGAGACGGCACAUAGCUACGCCAUUAAAGUGGAGGCUGCGAACAUGCACGUGGACAAGCACUUCUCGGUAAACGGCCCAUUCAGCGAUAUCACAAUGGUGAUGGUGAACAUUGAGGACGUGGACGAGCCACCGCAGUUCGGCUCCACGCUUUAUUACGCCGAGGUCGAAGACGCUGAAAUCGGCACCGCGCUGGUCACCGUUUCGGCACGUGACCCAGACGCCGCUAACAACUCGAUACGGUACAUGAUUGAUCGUGCCAGUGAUCCAGAUCAGUAUUUCUCAGUGGGCGUGGUCAGUGGUUCUCUCAUGACUGUCCUUCGUCUAGACAGAGAGAACAUCGGCUGGCAUAAUCUCACUGUGAUUGCUAUGGAAACAGAUAACCCACUAAAAACAGCGAGUGUGUCUGUGGCUAUAAGAGUUCUAGACGUCAACGAUAAUCCACCAAUAGCGGAUCAUCCCGAAGCUUUCCUGUGUAACAGCGCAAGAGCAGGACAGCUGGUCCAAUCGAUAAGAGCAGUGGAUGCGGACGAGCCGAUUGGAGGGCAGCAUUUCCGUUACUCGCUCGCUCCGGAAGUGCGGACAAAUCCCAACUUCACCCUCAUAGAUAACCACGAUAACUCUGCGAGGGUCCUGACGCGGCGGGGCAGCUGGGUGGCGCAGAGUGUGUACCACCUUCCCAUCACCGUGUCUGAUGGAGGAGAGCCGGUCUUGUCCAGCACACACACCUUGACGAUCCGAGUGUGUGAGUGUGACGCAGAUGUCUCAUCCUGCCGCAACGCUGAACCUCACAUACUCCCAGCUAACCUGAGCAUGGCAGCGCUAACCACCAUGCUGGCCUGCGGCUCCGUCGUGCUCGCACUGUUUGUUCUCAUACUGCUUGUAAGCAGUGGCACUAAAAAGCCUUUCCUCAGCAGCGAGGAAGAAAACGUGCGAGAAAACAUUGUUCAUUACGAUGACGAAGGCGGCGGGGAGGAAGACACGGUAGCCUUCGACAUGACCAAACUGUGGAAGACACACACAGAAACACUAAGCUAUGCUGAACUGGUGUUUAACGGCACUAAGCGGCGACAUGCUAACGACAAGGACAUAAAACCUAACUUUUUGCUACGACAGGAAAAGCAGCCCGAGAUCCCAAGCCUGUCUUGCUACGUGACUCAGAAGGAUGCUAAGAAAACCAGCGCUAAUGCUAACACCAGUAACAUUUACAGUUGCAUGCUAGCAAAGCUUUGCGAAGCGGAUUUGGAUGUCGGCGCAGCGGCGUACGAUUCGCUCCAGACGUUCGCCUAUGAAGGGAAGGGCUCCGUCGCCGAGUCGCUCAGCUCGCUGCAAUCUAACGACGAUCUAGAGCUUGAUUACGAUUAUUUAGAUGAGUGGGGGCCAAGGUUUCACACACUCGCGGAGCUUUACGGAAGAAGCCAGAGUAACGUUUAAGAGAAAGUUUGGUGUUGCUAUGGCGAAACAGCAAAUAAUAACUACAUUACUGAGAUUCAGAAACAGUAGCACCAAUUCAAUCGAUUUAUUGAUUUAUUUGAAGAUUCACGUUAGAUGUUACCAUUAUGUGAUCAGCUUAAACAAUUCAUCAUUAAGUUCGAAAAUUCACCAGAACUUGAUUUUGGAAUAUAAAACGAAUCAAGAUCGAUCUAGCUUUAGGAGGAAAAUAGAAUUGAAAUGGUUAGCUAUAAGAAUUUUGAUCGUUAGCCUUGAUGAAAAAAGUUGAUCUGGAGAAAGACUGUCUUUGUAUUUAUUGAUUUUUUUAAGUUUGAAUAAAUUAUUUGUUCGUAAACAUUUUCUUAGCCGCACCGUGAGACUUAACGAUGUUACAAGGCGUGUAGCUAUGGUUUAUUCCUGUAUAGCGAGCGGUUGAUAUUCAACUCGUUACAGGUUCUUAGCGUUUAGCCUGAGGUUAGCGUC
Molecule: messenger RNA, 2796 nt
Organism: Silurus meridionalis
Lineage: Eukaryota; Metazoa; Chordata; Actinopteri; Siluriformes; Siluridae
Product: cadherin-20-like
Biological process (GO): adherens junction organization; cell morphogenesis; calcium-dependent cell-cell adhesion
Cellular component (GO): adherens junction; catenin complex; plasma membrane
Molecular function (GO): calcium ion binding; cadherin binding
Source: RefSeq, a predicted model, not a curated record